This is a messenger RNA of Rotaria socialis, 2100 nucleotides long. Lineage: Eukaryota; Metazoa; Rotifera; Eurotatoria; Philodinida; Philodinidae. The record is from the annotation of a GenBank genome assembly.
AUGGAACAUGCGAUUAAUGACCUUGAUGAACUUGCAAACCCUUAUGCUAUCGAACUAAUUGAUGUUACCGUUCGCUUAGGUAACAGAGAUAUUUUAAAAUCGAUUCAUCUUACUAUUGAGCAAGGUGGCAUUUUUGCGUUACUUGGCCCAAGUGGCUGCGGAAAAACGACUCUAAUACGUACACUAGUUGGACGCUUGCAGCCACUUAAUAAUCAUAAUGGUGCACGAAAACAAAUAUCAAUUCUUGGUAAACACACGCAUGCAUUCGGUCAAAUGGUUGGGUUUAUGCCUCAAGAAAUGGCAUUGCAUUCGACAAAUACUAUUGAAGAAGAACUAUUUUUCUACGGACGUCUGGUUAAUAUGUCGAAUAAAAACAUUAAACAACGAUGUCAAUUUUUAAUUGAUUUUCUUGAAUUGCCACAUAAACAAAAAUCAAUCAGUACUUUAAGUGGUGGACAACAGAGACGAGUCUCAUUUGCUAUUGCUCUUUUGCAUGAACCAAAAUUGCUGAUUUUAGAUGAACCAACUGUUGGUGUUGAUCCAAUUUUAAGAAAAAAAAUUUGGCAACAUCUUACAGAGAUCACGAUGAAAAAUGAUGUAACUGCUAUUUUGACAACGCACUAUAUUGAAGAAGCUCGACAAGCUAAUAUAAUAUCUUUUAUGCGACAUGGUUAUCUAUUGGAAACCGGUCAUCCCAAUGAUUUAAUAUUGAAACACGAACAACAAACUCUUGAAGCUGUCUUUCUUGAAUUAUGUGAAGAUCGUCAUAGACUAGAAAUACAAUGUCAGACACAAGAGAAAGUUCAUGAUCAUAAAUCUUUAACUAUAGCAAAUAAAAUUUGCCACUCUUGUCAAUCAGUCACAUGUUCAUGUUGUAUGAAAAAAUCAUGUUGUCUUACGCGUCGUUCUUGUGCCCGUCCAUCUCUUGGUCGAUCUCUAUGUGCUCUUCUUAUAAAAGAUAUUCUUAAAUUUCAACGAAAUCCAUUUAUGUUGAUCAUACAAUUUCUGGUGCCAAUUCUUCAAAUUGCUUUAUUUUGUUUAUGUGUUGGACGAAAAUUAAGCAAUAUUCCGUUUGGAUUUAUUUCACGCGAAACUAUUGGCUCCAGUUCUGCCAGUGAAUUAAUAUUGAAUAAAAUUGAUAGAAAUGUUUUUAAGAUAAUUGAAUAUAAGACGAUAGAUGAAGCUCAACGAUUAUUUGAUGUAGGAUAUUUAUCAGGAAUUAUUAAUAUUGGUGAAAAUUUUAGUCGGGAACUUAUUGAAAAAACAACACAUUGCUCAUUUUCUAACGUUAAUAAAUAUAAUGAUUCUCAAUUCACAAUGUAUAUGGAUCAAACAAAUCGACAAAUGGUUUAUACAAUAGCUGAAGAAUUUGUUCGAAUUUUUAAAACUAUUGAUACUGAUUACCAUCUUGGAUUUUUUACAUCUACGCCUAUGAAUCAAGAGUCAUUGUUUAAACUAGCGCAAUUUCACAAUAAUCUACCUGAAAUUGAAUAUACUUUUACCCAUUUUAUGAUACCUGGUAUUGUUCUUUCAGUAAUUUUUUUCUUUAAUGUUGCUCUUACUGCUCUCUCACUUGUGACUGAACAAAGCGAUGGAACACAAGAACGUGUAUGGAUCACAGGUGUGAAGGCAAAUGAAAUCAUUUUUAGUCAAUUGAUAAUUCAUUCAAUGAUACUUAUUAUUCAAAUAGUAAUUGUUUUAUUCACUUCUUUAUAUGUUUUCGAGAUUCCAUCAAGAGGCAGUCUACUUUAUCCAUCAUUACUAUGUGUGAUACAAGGGUUUUGUGGUAUGACCUUUGGAUUAGUUAUUUCAACAAUUUUCACAACAGAAAUCAAUGCUCAUCAAGUUACUAUGUCUAUUUUCUAUCCUGUGUUACUCUUGAGUGGCAUUGUAUGGCCACUUGAAGGGCAACCGAUUUGGAUGCGAACAAUCACAGAAUGGCUGCCAAUGACAAAAGCAAUUGAUGCUAUGCGUGGUAUAUUAUUAAAAGGAUGGGGUAUUCAGCAUUUAGUUGUUCAACAAGCGUUUUGGAUUACAUCUAUUUGGUCCAUGUUUUUUCUUAUUUUAACACUUUUUAUUUUUAAUUGCCGUCGUUUAUAA